CACACACACACGCUGAUGACCCCUGACCUCUUUGAGGUCGCUCUGUGUGUGCGACAGAGUUUAAAAGCAGGACUCCUCAGCCUCCCUCCUCAUUCUUCCAUCACAGCCAUGUUCACUCGUCUCCUCUCCUCUCUUCCUCCCUUCAUCUCCCCUCUGUCCCUCCCUCCCUCCUUCCUCCUCGUCUUCUUCAUUGUUGCUGCGGUUGUCUUUUUCUUGAGCGUCUACCAAACCAAUCCUCCGUCCUCUCGUCCUCCAGCUCGGGGCUCCAUCCCCUGCCUGCCGACGCUCCCCGUCCUGGGCAGCCUCCCCUGGCUGGGAGGAGGCCUCCCUCCGCACCUCCUCUUCAGCCGACUGGCCCGCAGGUACGGGUCUCUGUUCGCUCUCUACCUGGGUCCUCACUACACUGUGGUCGUCAACGACCAUCGACACGCCAAAGAGGUCCUGCUGCAGAGAGGACGAGACUUCGCCGGACGGCCGAGCAUGGUGACCACCGACCUGUUGACCCGCGGAGGCAAAGACAUCGCCUUCUCAGACUACACUCCUCUCUGGAAGUUCCACCGCCGCCUCGUCCACAACUCCUUCACUCUGUUCGGAGAAGGGACGAGUCGUCUGCAGGACAUCGUUCUGUCCUCUGUGGACAGUCUGUGUGCCGAGCUGUUGUCUGGUGGACGGCAAGGCUUCGACCCGUCUCCCGCGGUGACCAGGGCCGUCACCAACGUGGUUUGCACGCUGGUGUUCAGCGCCACCUAUCGCCAUGGCGACGCCGAGCUGCAGGAAGUGAUCCGAUACAACGACGGCAUCGUGCAGACGAUCGCCAGAGGAGGACUGGUGGACAUUUACCCCUGGAUGAAGGUCUUCCCUAACAAGUGUCUCAGUAAGCUGAAGGACUGCAUCAGCGUCAGAGACAGACUGCUGUCCCAGAAACUGGAGGAACACAAGGCGUCUCUGAGUGACGGUGACCCCCGCGACCUCCUGGACGCCUUGUUAAAGGGAAAGAUGGACAGCAGGCAGGGUCAAAGGUCGGCUGGGUCCGAGGAGGAGAGGAUAAGUGACGACCACGUCCUGAUGACAGCAGCCGAGGCGUUUGGAGCCGGAGUGGAGACGACGUCCACGACGCUGCUGUGGAUCCUGGCGUACCUGCUGCACCACCCUGAGGUCCAGGAGCGCGUGCAGAAGGAGCUGGAUGAACACGUGGGCAGCGAGCGAGCGGUGUGCAUGUCGGACCGCGGCCGGCUGCCGUACCUGGACUGUGUCAUCAACGAGGGCAUGAGGAUCCGACCGGUCAGCCCCGUGCUGAUCCCUCACACCGCCAUGACGGACAGCAGUAUCGGAGGUCACUCUGUCAGGCGUGGGACUCGAGUUUUGGUCAACAUGUGGUCGAUUCACCACGACCCCGAACACUGGGACAAACCCGACCUCUUCAACCCAGAUCGUUUCCUUGACGACCAGGGCCAGCGGGUCGCACCCUCCUGCUUCCUGCCGUUCGGGGCGGGGCCUCGAGUCUGCGUCGGCGAAUCGUUGGCCAGGCUGGAGCUCUUCCUCUUCUUGUCCUCUCUGCUGCAGCGAAUGAGCUUCAAGCUGCCGGACGGGGCUCCCCCGCCCAACCUGCAGGGGCGGCUGGGUGUGGUCCUGCAGCCGUUACCUUAUAAGGUCGUUGUCACUCCGAGGGCGGGGUGGGAGGGCGGGGCAAAAUGA
Epinephelus fuscoguttatus (brown-marbled grouper) is the source of this 1695-nucleotide messenger RNA. RefSeq names its product steroid 17-alpha-hydroxylase/17,20 lyase-like. Gene Ontology annotation, molecular function: iron ion binding; heme binding; steroid 17-alpha-monooxygenase activity. The record is from RefSeq and is a predicted model, not a curated record. NCBI's taxonomy places the organism in Eukaryota, Metazoa, Chordata, Actinopteri, Perciformes, Serranidae. Gene Ontology annotation, biological process: progesterone metabolic process; hormone biosynthetic process.